AUGGAUUUCUUGAAGCUCGCUCGAGUGAUGGGCAUUGGCGGGAAUCAUCAACUUUAUAAUGUUUUAGGGGGUUCUAAUAAGCUGUCAGUAGGUUUUUUUAUCGCGGAAUUAGACCUUCUAUCUAUAAUGCAAAAAAUGCACAACCUCAAAAUAUUUCAAUACGGAUCAAAUAUUCCAAUUAUUGACGUAGAUAAUAAUCAACUGAUUGAUACAGAUUUGCCAACUAUUUCUGAUUAUAAUAGCCCUAUUUCUUCUUCCGAUUUUAUAAAAGUAUCCAUUUCGGGUUCGGAAGUGUCCUCGGGUUCAUCAACCCACUCAGAGCCCUUACAUCCUUCCAUCCCUGUAGAAAUAGAGACGCUUCAUUCCACUAUCGUUCAUAAAAUGGAAUUCUUUUUAGAAGAAAGAGAAAUUCAAAUGCCAGACCACUGGUCCACCUAUGAACUCCUCAAGGAGCAUGUUAUUAAUAAUGAAGCCUUAUUUUAUGAUAUCUCCUUUUUGAACGAUAUGAUUGCAGAUCUUUCUGUUGCGCAAAACCCGGGAUGGGUUGAAGCAACCAUUGAUAUGAUUCACUUAAUCAACUAUGUCUUCUAA
Salvia miltiorrhiza (redroot sage) is the source of this 591-nucleotide messenger RNA. NCBI's taxonomy places the organism in Eukaryota, Viridiplantae, Streptophyta, Magnoliopsida, Lamiales, Lamiaceae. The record is from the annotation of a RefSeq genome assembly.